CAACAAUAUACGUAUCCGGAUAACUGGGAAUCGAAGCAUCAAAACCAGGACGAGUGAGGAUGGCGCCGCCGUUGCCGCCGAUGUUUGCCAUGAUCUGUGCGAACAAUGUGAACCGAAGUACGGAAGCGCACGACCAUCUCCAUGGCGCAGGGUUAAGGGUGUGUUCGUAUGGGGCAGGGAACAUGGUCCGUUUCCCCGGCCCGAAUCCAUACGAGCCGCGCAUUUUCCCCUUCUUCACACCAUAUGAAGUCAUGUACCGCGAACUGAAGAGCGAAAACGAGCAGUUGUUCCGCCGCAACGGGGUGCUGGCAAUGUUGGAGCGCGACAUCAUCACGAAGAAGGCGCCGCAAAAGUGGCAGGACAAUUCGAUGGACGAAUUGGCCAAAUUGGACGUGGUGCUAUGCUUUGAAGAUCGCAUUUUCGAUAUCGUGAUGGAGGAUUUGCAGCUUCGGAAGCCCAAGGAUUUUCGACCGAUCCAUGUGAUCUGCCUAGACAUCAAGGACACGCCCAAGGAUGCCAAGAUUGGCGGGUCGCUUGCGUUGGACCUGUGCAAACUGAUAAACGACCUCCCCGACCUCGAAGACGGCAUCCCCCAAGCUAUCGACACGUUUGAGACUCAAAAGCAACUCAAGUUGUUGUACGCACCAUUGUACAUUUAAUACACCCCUGGAUUAAACCUCUAAAUCACGCUGGAGUUCUGA
This is a messenger RNA of Aphanomyces astaci, 701 nucleotides long. RefSeq lists its product as hypothetical. NCBI's taxonomy places the organism in Eukaryota, Oomycota, Saprolegniomycetes, Saprolegniales, Verrucalvaceae. The transcript is spliced from 3 exons. Gene Ontology annotation, biological process: termination of RNA polymerase II transcription. The coding region runs from base 60 to 659 and encodes 199 amino acids. The record is from RefSeq and is a predicted model, not a curated record. Gene Ontology annotation, cellular component: nucleus; mRNA cleavage and polyadenylation specificity factor complex. Gene Ontology annotation, molecular function: RNA polymerase II CTD heptapeptide repeat phosphatase activity.